UCUCAAACCUGCCCCCACGGCCCUUCUCUCCCGGUUCCUCUCGAAACCUGGUCCAGGCACCACGCCCCCUUCUCACUGACUAAUGUCUGCUCCUUUUGAUGUCCUGGCUCGCCUUUUUGGUGACCUUUGAUCCUAGAACUAGUGGGGUUGAUUGGGGCUUGAAUCUGUCACCUUUCAUCCCUUGGCCCCAUGGUGGUCCCAACCAAAGGAUGUGGUUGACCUGCCCUUCCUGCUUCCCCACAAUAACUUCAAGGGAGGAGGGAGUGUACCACACUGAAAGGAAUGUUGAUCUGCAGCAGCAAAUUAUGACCAUUGUAGAUGAACUGGGCAAGGCUUCUGCUAAGGCCCAGCAUCUUCCUGCUCCCAUCACCAGUGCAUCAAGGAUGCAGAGUAACCGCCACGUUAUGUAUAUACUCAAAGAUACUUCAGCUCGACUGGCUGGAAAAGGAGCCAUUGUUGGCUUCCUUAAAGUUGGAUAUAAGAAACUCUUUGUACUGGAUGACCGUGAGGCUCACAAUGAGGUAGAACCACUUUGCAUCUUGGACUUUUACAUCCAUGAGUCACUUCAACGCCAUGGCCAUGGACGAGAACUCUUCCAGUAUAUGUUGCAGAAGGAGCGAGUUGAACCACACCAACUGGCUAUUGACCGACCCUCACAGAAGCUGCUGAAGUUCCUGAAUAAACACUACAACCUGGAGACCACAGUCCCACAGGUGAACAACUUCGUGAUCUUUGAAGGAUUCUUUGCCCAUCAGCAUCCUCCAGCAAGGAAGCUGCCACCCAAGAGAGCAGAGGGAGACAUAAAGCCAUACUCCUCUAGUGACCGAGAAUUUCUGAAGGUAGCUGUGGAGCCUCCCUGGCCCUUGAACAGGGCCCCUCGCCGUGCUACACCUCCAGCCCACCCACCCCCGCGCUCCAGCAGCCUGGGAAACUCACCAGAACGGGGUCCCCUCCGCCCCUUCGUGCCAGAGCAGGAGCUGCUGCGUUCCCUGCGCCUCUGCCCCCCGCACCCCACCGCCCGCCUUCUGCUUGCUACUGACCCAGGGGGCAGCCCAGCCCAGCGUCGCCGCACCAGGUAAUAGGAGCUGGAGGGUUAGGGAACGUCACGACUGUCAGACAGGGUGUUAGAAAUGGCAGAGGGCAGUGUAAAUCCAUCAGAGACAUGAAGCAAUAGGACAGGAGGACUGGAGAGUCCUGAAACCUUUCAAGAAGAAUAUAUUGGAAAAUAUUUAUGGGAGUGGUCUGGAAAUAAAUUACAGUGAAGGAGCAGAAUAGGACUUUAUGUAGAGUCUAGGGACUCUGGUUUAAGUGAGAGCUGGGAGGAAGCGUAGGAAGAACACAGAUCUGUUGGGUGGGUGACUGAGCCUCUAAGAUUGGGGAAAUCAUGGUUCAGCAUUUGCUGGGAAGGGGCAGGAUCUCUGACACAGUUUGGGGAGCCACCAGCCCUGGGUCAGUGCCUUGUGUGGCAGGAGCCCAUCCCAGCAGGCAGAGAAUGGGCCUCUCCUUUUUUUCUCUCCCCAGCUUUCUCUUCACCUCUGACUUCUCUUUCUGUUUUUCUCUCCCCCCCAUUUCCCCUCUCCCCUCCUCCUGUCCAUAACAUCCUUCCACAGCUCCCUUCCCCGCUCUGAUGAGAGUCGAUACUGACAGACAGCUAAGCCCCUCCCCUCCCUGGGAGACCUGGCGAGGGCAGAGACCCCCCUCCCUGAGAACCCCAGACCGGAUCUUCCAUUGUAUCCCCCAACAUCCAGGGGAACCUGACAGAGCCCAUAGGAUUCCCUCUUCCCCUUUCUUGGACAACUGGGUUGUCAGGGUCCCAGAUGGCCUAAUGCUUUGUAGCUUUUCUUACCAUAGAAAGCACCCCCUCUCUCCUAAUCGGGCUCUGAACACUCUCCCACAGACAGCCCAUUUGCUGCCAGACUUCUUGGUUGGGCGGUUCCUACUAAUUAUCCAGAGAAGCAUAGUCUUGCUUGCAGUCAGAUUCUAGAACACCAUGGAAGGUCCAAGGGCCUCCUCUACCAGGGAAACCUUUUAAAGAGUCUUGUCCAUGGAAUGAAUCCUAUAGUCCCACUACACUGUCUCCUGGUAGCUCUAAUACUGCUUCGUGCUACUGACCACAGCUACCCUAUCAGCCUGCUGACGCCAGCCAGUGAGUGAGCUCUGCUUCAGAGCAGUCCAGUCAGGUAGGACAGGGACUUACCAGCUCCCCAGGGGAUCCACUCAACAUUGCCAAACUCUUAAUUUCCACAUGCUGUGUGUAUGUGUAUCUGUCAGGGGACCCCCAAGCUGAUGUCUGCUUUGAGGCUCUAGACUCGCCCCACUUCUACAGACACCACCACUUCCCCUGGGUCCAGGUUCUGUGAGGGAGUUUGUUUCUUGGCAGUAGAUCCCAGCAACCACCCUAGGAUCACUCUUAGCCAAGUUUCAGAAGCUAAGCCUGAGUCUCAAGGCUCUAUUAGCUCCUGGAAUACCCUCUCGCAGCCAUCCCUCCCUGGUCGCUAGAUACUGAUAGAUUCCUGUCUUGUGAGAUUGUCUUGAGAUGAUGGGGGAACUCCUCCUCUGGCCUUCCUUUCUUCUUUCCUCCAUAGCAAGAACCUUCUUCCCUGCUCCAUACCCAGGGUAUAGAACAUCCUUCCCCCUCCCUACCCUCUGGAUGUGUGCUAGUUCAGAUACCCCUACUGUAUUCCCCCAAACCCUUGGGAGCAGGAUCUCCCUCUCUUCUGACUCACUCCUUUUUCUUCUCCCUCUCAAUGUUGUCUGAAUAAAGUGUGAAUUCUUUUGUGUUUUUUAAAUGGACAUUUUCAAUGAUUAAAAACUACAAAAGAAAAAAAAAAACACCAAACAAACCUUAAGGUCUCAGCCUCGUUUGUGCAUCACCCCUUAUUUUCCUGGGAUCUCAGGACCUCUGUCCCUCUCUCUCCCUCACCUCUGAGAUCUGCAGAUCUUCCAGCAAGGAGUCUUAGAGCUCCCCUUGCAGGAUCUGGUGUCUGCCUGUCCCCAUCUUCAUUGUGGGAUCUUCUGCGGAUUGUCUCCUCUCAUGUAGUCACUGGAUCCCUCUGUGUAGCCUUCUACAUCUACUCCUCCAUUCUCUCCAGAAACCUCUAGCUCUCCCUAGUCACUUCUACCCUUUACCCCAGGCCAGCCCUUGCUGAGAUGUUAAGAUUUACUAACAUCUCUGGGAUCCACUAAUUGCCUCCUGAUAACAGUCCCCUAAUUGUUUCCUGAAUUCCUCUUCCCGCUGAUUUCCUGGCCUCUCCCUCACUAAACCCUUGGAUCUCUUUCUCAAGACAGUCCUUUUCCUAAAUUCAGCCUUACCACUCCCUAUAUCCCUCUGGCUGAGGUAUCCUAAAAUUAAGGUAAUCAUGUUUUCCAAACCAAACAUCAGGGCACCUGGUCCGACAAAAAAAAUUUUUUUUGCAUAUAUGUGAAUCUGGUUGUGUGUGUUUGUUUUUGGCCGAACCACACGGCUUGUGGGAUCUUAGUUCCCCAACCAGGCCCCAACCAGGGAUCGAACCUGUGCCCCCUGCAGUGGAAGCAUGGAGUCCUAACCACUGGACCGCCAGGGAAUUCCCCUGAAUUUGUUUUUAUGACAUGAUUUGGAGCACAUUUGGCCUUACUUUUAACACAUUACCUCAACUAGGAGUAAUAAAGCAGCAAGUCAGGACUGCUUCAGAAAAUCUUGGGGUAUAAAAUGAGCUCCCUUCCCUUUUCUGGGGCACAACUUAGAUUAAAAUCCCAUAGGAAUGAUAACUACCCCUCUCUCUGUUCCUGUGCUGUUCCUUUUAUUAUUCUCCUCUGAUUCCUUCAUACCCACUCAUCUUUCAUC
Balaenoptera ricei (Rice's whale) is the source of this 3823-nucleotide messenger RNA. RefSeq names its product alpha tubulin acetyltransferase 1 (gene ATAT1). Gene Ontology annotation, cellular component: microtubule. NCBI's taxonomy places the organism in Eukaryota, Metazoa, Chordata, Mammalia, Artiodactyla, Balaenopteridae. Gene Ontology annotation, biological process: alpha-tubulin acetylation. Bases 99 to 1079 code for a protein of 326 amino acids. The transcript has 9 exons. Gene Ontology annotation, molecular function: tubulin N-acetyltransferase activity. The record is from RefSeq and is a predicted model, not a curated record.